CCACAUAAUGAUGGAUCGUUUCCGUGUUUCCCCCUUUUUUAAGCUACCUUCAAUCCGGCAUAUAUACCACCUUUCACUGCGGACCGUUCUUCAUUCGAAGCUUGAGGUUCUGCACAGUGCAUCGAGGCUUUUCCGGCAGUCUUUGGCGAUAGAUAUGGGUGACAGCCGAAGUCAUUCCGGCAUUUUCAUAGCAAUUGAGGGGGCCGACCGGACAGGAAAAUCUACUCAAGCAUCUUUGCUUGCGGACGCAUUGACCAAGCUUACCGGACGAACUGCACUGCUCUUGAAGUUCCCCGAUCGCGACACUGCUCUUGGCAAGUGCUUGGAUAAUUAUCUGAAGGGUGAUACAGAUGUGGAUACACAUGCUUUACAUCUUUUAUUUACAGCUAACAGGUGGGAGAAACAAGAUGAGCUUCGAAGCGCCUUGUCCAGUGGUUGUUGCGUCGUAGCCGACCGGUACAGUUAUUCGGGAAUCGCCUACACAGCCGCGAAACCACCUCCCACACCAAGCUGGCAGUGGUGUUGCGCAAUGGAAAAAGGCCUAGUGGAGCCGGACUUGGUAAUUUGUCUUACUCCGGAGCAUUUUGAUCACUUGAAAGACCGAAAUGGCUACGGUACUGAACGGUAUGAAACGGAAGACUUUCAACGUCGUGUUUUGGAGAACUAUACGCGGCUAGCAAAAGACGCACAGUACACGGACUACAGUGAACUUGGUGUUGAAAAUCCUGACAAUGCCACCCAGUUUUGGCAUUUCGUUCAGGCAACAAACAAAACGAUGGAUCAAGUGCAUGAAUGUGUGAUGGCUAUUGUGAAACGGAAACUAGAAUCUAUGAAAUUGCCCGAAAUUAGUGACACCGACAUUUAAUUCCUGUCCAUUCCAUGUGAUAAAUGGUUGUCGCAUUUUUUCUGGCGUUUUUUCAAUAACGCACUAUAUGAUUGAUUCUUUUUAUUUGCAUAUACUUAGAAAUUCCCUAUUCUCUCCACACUCAACAACAGUACUUGUGUUUAAUUGCCAGAAACGAAAAUCGAGAUAGUCCUGGGGCCCAUGUAGUAAUUUCUGUGGCUUUAGUUCACCGAUUAUGCUGG
Molecule: messenger RNA, 1086 nt
Organism: Opisthorchis viverrini
Lineage: Eukaryota; Metazoa; Platyhelminthes; Trematoda; Opisthorchiida; Opisthorchiidae
Exons: 3
Coding region: 8-865 (285 amino acids)
Biological process (GO): dTDP biosynthetic process; dUDP biosynthetic process; dTTP biosynthetic process
Cellular component (GO): cytosol; cytoplasm; nucleus
Molecular function (GO): ATP binding; dTMP kinase activity
Source: RefSeq, a predicted model, not a curated record